GUUUAGUUGUUGUUCAGUUGCCGACGUGUUGUGUUGCGUAUUUAUUAUUGUUUGUUAUUCGCGCACAAGCAAUAACAUAAAAUAAACGAAACAAAAACAAAAUAAAAAAAACUAUUUUUAGGCUGUGAACUUUUCUAAAGUGCUCGAGUGCAUACGUCUAUAUAUUAUAAUAAACUGCAGUCAAAUAAAUACAACAAUAAAUUCAAAUAAAAUGUCGCCGUUCGACUGCAAAUCACGGCGUGGCACUAAAAUAUCAGUUAUAGUACUGGGCAGCGCUUUAUGUAUUGUGAUGAUGGCUUACUUUGUCUUUGGCGACAGCAACGAUGAGCAGGGUCUCAAAAAGCUACGCAUGAUAUCAAUUCUGUUUCGCCAUGGUGCCAAAAGUCCGAGUGGCUUCUAUCCGAACGAUCCACAUGCAGCGCACGAUUGGCAGGAAGGACUCGGAGCGCUCACACAGAAGGGCACGUUGCAAUCUUACAAUUUGGGUCGGAAUCUGCGCCUGCGUUAUUAUCGCUUAUUACCAUCCAAUAGUAUUUACACACAGCAGCAGGUGCAUGUUCUAAGCUCCGCCGCGGAACGCUGUGUGAUGAGCGCUCAAAGCGUAUUGGCCGGUUUGAUGCCGCCGCUGGACAACAACAAUGUGCUGCCAAUUCCCUGGCAACCAGUGGCCAUAAACACCCUAGCCCGCAACGAUGAUAUUCUUUUGGCCCAAAAGAAGCCUUGUGCCAAAUAUGACAACAUUCUACAGAAGCUAUACAAAAAUCCACCCCCAGAGCUGCGAAAGCUAAAUGAGGAAAACAAGGCGCUCUACAAACUACUCAGCAAAAAUACGGGAAAAAACAUUUCCACUGUGCUGGAUGUGGAACUUUUGUAUACCACUUUAAAAACCGAAGAGGAGGUUAGUCUGACGCUGCCCGAUUGGACGGAGAAUAUAUACCCAGAGGAAAUUAGACCUUUGGCUGAACGGAGUUAUACUCUAUUUACGGAAACGCAUCUGAUGAAGCGGAUUAAGGGUGGUGCAUUUCUCACCGAAAUACUCAAAAAAAUGCAAAACAAACGCCGAAAGAAUUUAAGUCCAGAUCGCAAGAUAUUUCUAUAUUCAGCGCAUGACGUAACGCUUGUGAAUGUGAUGAAUUCCCUAGGAAUAUUGGAUCAGACAGCAAAUCUACCGGAAUAUGCGGCGGCAUUAGUUUUUGAACUGCAUCACAGCAAAUCUUUCGCUGAUGGGGAUUUCGAAGUGAAGUUGGUUUACUACUUUAACAGCGAGGACAAAUUCCCCAAGGAGCUGAGCAUUCCCAAUUGUGAUGCGCCCUGUUCGCUUAGUCAGUUUAGCGCCUCACUGGAGCCAGUUUUGCUGGACAACUAUGAUGAAACCUGCGAGAAUCCUAUAACAGACUGCAAGAACUAAGUUAAUGGUUGAUUGUUGUUUUUUUUUUGUUUUCUAUUGUUGCAAGUAUUCUGUAAAUGUUGCUAUGUUGUUAUUUUUUGACAUAUAUAAAGAUAUAUACCAGAUACGCUGUGAAAAAAUAUAGGUUUACCGGAUGAAAACUAAA
Messenger RNA from Drosophila grimshawi, 1553 nucleotides. Its product is annotated as lysosomal acid phosphatase. The record is from RefSeq and is a predicted model, not a curated record. The transcript is spliced from 7 exons. Gene Ontology annotation, biological process: dephosphorylation. Gene Ontology annotation, molecular function: phosphatase activity. NCBI's taxonomy places the organism in Eukaryota, Metazoa, Arthropoda, Insecta, Diptera, Drosophilidae. Bases 212 to 1408 code for a protein of 398 amino acids.